AUACAAUUACCCAGAAGCCAUCGUAUUCUCUCUUUCCCUGCCUUCAAAUCCCCAAAAGAGUCACCAUGCUAGGUCUAGCAAACAAUGUGGCUACCAAGGUGGCCUCAGUAGUUACCACUACUCAUCAACACAUUACUGGCGAUCAUGAGCUUAGCCUGUUUACCAUGUCUGACCAGAAAAUCUUGGAACAAAUUUAUGGUACUCAUGUUCAUGCUGAUGAAUCCUUUGAUGAUGAUUCUCUUUUCGGCAUCACCGAAAAUAUCCUUAAGCGUGCUACCCAAAUUGUUGACAAAAUUGUGCAGGGUACCCAAGUGCACGUGGAGAACAUAGAGGAGAAGACACCCAAAGCAGGCUUCAUUACACCACUGUGCACACUAAAGUCCAUAGCCAGCGAGAUGCAAUGCAAGCCUCCUAGUGAGGAAGUUGCCCACAACACAACCCUGUCCAUACUGAACAAGCUAUCAAGCUAUUCAUGGGAAGCCAAGGCAGUGCUGACUCUAGCAGCUUUUGCCAUGGAAUACGGGGAGUUCUGGCUCCUCGCCCAGCUUCAAGAAUCAGACCGACUCGCCAAAUCAAUUGCAAUCCUGAAGCGAGUCCCCGUGCUCCUCAAGCCCUCGGACCUGCACAAGAAAAGACAAGCAGUGCUUGAACUUAACAAUUUGAUCAAGGCCACAUUGCAAGUGAGUGAGUGCAUCGACCAAUUCGACAAGCUUUCCAGCUACGACCCAAAAGAUGUCCCAGGGUUGGCGAUAGCAAUGGACCAUAUUCCAGUUGAUGUGUACUGGGCUAUUGCCACUGUUGUUGCUUGUGCAACUAAGAUCACCAUCCUCACCAGUAAUGAGGACAAGGAGCAUGAUCUAGCCCCAUUUGCUCAAAAAAUUCACUAUGUCCUAAACAAGCUUAAGAUCCAGCUUAUUGUCUGCAGAAAACAAAUUGAGGAGGCAGAGACUUACCGGAGGCUAAGGAAAAUCUUCCAAACUCCUACUGAAAUCAUGGAGGUUUUCAAGGCCCUGAUUUUUACCAAGGAAAAUGUCCAGCCGCUCGUUGAUGGUUCUACUAAACAAAUGGUUAAAAUCGAUAUCCUGAGGAAGAAGAAUGUGUUGUUGUUCAUUUCAAGCCUAGACAUCUCUGAUGAUGAUAUCUCAAUCCUCAAGCCCAUCUAUGAUAUGAUAAAGAAGGACAAUCAGCACAAGAUUGUGUGGAUUCCGAUUGUGGAGCAUUGGACGGAUGACCUCCGAAAGAAGUUUGAGAGCCUCCGAAAUAAGAUGCCAUGGUACACAGUGCAGAUCUCGGCACCUGUAGCAGGCAUCAGGUUCAUCAAGGAGGAGUGGAGCUUCAAGGGUAAGCCCACACUAGUGGUGAUGAACCCACAAGGAAAGGUCGAACAUCCCAACGCUCUCCACAUGAUUAGGGUUUGGGGAGCCAAUGCUUUCCCUUUCACAAAGGCAACUGAAGAAGAGCUCUCACAUGUUCACGGAGAUAAAUGGAUUGGCACUGUUGUCCAAGGGGUUAGCCAAUCUGUUACGAUCAAAGAGGACAAGUACAUUUUCUUCUAUGGUGGCAAAGACAAUGGUUGGAUUCAAGAGUUCACAAAGAAAGCAACUGCCUUUGCAAAUGAUCCCAUCUUCAAGGAAGCAAAGAUUCACAUCGAAUUGUUCUGCGUGGGAAAAGGAAGCAAGGGAGAAGAUGACCAUGGCAUCCUCGGUAAGUUCUGGACUGGCAUCGAAAGCUUGUUCUUCACCAAGGUUCACAAGCCAGCCGACCAAGUCGGUCAAGAAAUCCAGAAGCUACUUUCUUACAAAAACGAAAGUGGAUGGGCUGUGCUCAGCAAAGGGCAUUCUGUGGUGCUCACCGGCCACGGUGUCUCGAUCUUGAGGGUGGUAGAGGACUUUGACAAAUGGAAGGACCAUGUGAAAGAGAGAGGCUUUGAGUUUUGCUUCAAGUCAUACCUUGAGAGGGUUCGCGCUGCGAAUCUACCUUGCUGCCGCCUUGAUAUUCCGGGCUCUACCGGGAAGGUUCCAGACACCAUGAAGUGUCCUGAUUGCCACCGGGGCAUGGAGACUUUCAUCAGUUACAAGUGUUGCCACACUGAUGGUCCUACUGCACAUCACUAAGUUCUCGGUCUCUUUCCCUUUACUACUUUAAGUGUGAUGUUGGCUAGUCUAAUAAGUUCAGAGUAGUAUGUUGUAAUAUCUAGAAUAAAGAGCAACCUAGUUAGCUCAUGCAUCAUGCAUGGUGAUACUUGAUGCCUAAUUAAUGCAGACUAGUAUGCUUAUGUAAUUGUCUUCCUGAGUAUGUUAUCAUGGUAUGUAGCUGCUACUUUAUGUAAUGUAAUGUUUAUUUGAAUAAUUUGAGAUGUCUACAUUUCCUUUUGGUGU
Pyrus x bretschneideri (Chinese white pear) is the source of this 2378-nucleotide messenger RNA. Its product is annotated as protein SIEVE ELEMENT OCCLUSION B. The record is from RefSeq and is a predicted model, not a curated record. NCBI's taxonomy places the organism in Eukaryota, Viridiplantae, Streptophyta, Magnoliopsida, Rosales, Rosaceae. The transcript has 7 exons. The coding region runs from base 66 to 2114 and encodes 682 amino acids. Gene Ontology annotation, biological process: phloem development.